Liolophura sinensis is the source of this 2738-nucleotide messenger RNA. RefSeq names its product hexosaminidase D-like. Bases 202 to 1581 code for a protein of 459 amino acids. Lineage: Eukaryota; Metazoa; Mollusca; Polyplacophora; Chitonida; Chitonidae. Gene Ontology annotation, molecular function: hexosaminidase activity. The transcript has 15 exons. Gene Ontology annotation, biological process: carbohydrate metabolic process. The record is from RefSeq and is a predicted model, not a curated record.
CUGUGACGGAUUUGGUCGAGAUGUAUUUGCAUUAAACAAGCGCGACAGCUGUGACUAUAUCUUAGCCACUUAUUUAUUGCUGCGUCCGAUUGGUUUUGUCAUUUUGGACUGCCUUCUUUCCUGGUCCAGUUUCAUUGGGAUGUAAAGAUAACAUGAACAGGUUCUUGGCUGUUAGCCUAUAAGGCAGUCCUGUCCAUAAUUAUGGCUAGGGAAGAGGGUUACCGACUAGUCCAUCUUGAUUUGAAGGGAGCUCCCCCAAAACUAUCCUACCUGCAGCAAAUAUUCCCCCUGCUGAAGAAGUGGAAUGCUAAUGGUCUGCUGAUAGAAUAUGAGGAUAUGUUUCCUUAUGAGGGCAAUCUCAAGCCACUAGCUAGCCCAAGUGCCUACAGUAAAGAUGAUGUGCGAGCUAUAGGAGAAAUGGCAAAGGAUAAUGAUUUACUGGUUAUCCCCCUUGUGCAGACAUUUGGCCAUUUAGAGUUUGUGCUGAAGCAUCCAGAGUUCUUCAUACUGAGGGAAGAUCCUGGUCAUACUCGUUCUCUGUGCCCAUCAAAACCAGACAGCCUGAGACUGGUUGUUGAGAUGAUAGAUCAGGUGAUGUCACUUCACCCCCACUUGCGCUGGUUCCAUAUUGGGGCGGAUGAGGUGUAUCACCUGGGCGAGUGUGAUUUGUGUAAGGCAAGGAUGCUAGACGAGGGCCUGACCAAAGAGAUGCUGUUCCUGUCACACGUACGGUCAGUGGCUCACCAGGUCAUGACCAAAUUUCCAACCACACAGCUUAUUAUGUGGGAUGAUAUGUUCAGGCUAUCUGAUGCACAGGUCAUUAAAGAAAGUGGAAUUGGAUCUCUUGUUGAGCCAAUGGUAUGGUACUACCAGCCGUGUGAUAUACCAGUGAUAGACAUAUGGAAGAAAUACUCACAGGUGUUUUCCAACAUCUGGCUGGGGAGUGCCUUUAAGGGUGCCACAGGAAUCCAGCAGUAUGCCACAGACAUCACUUAUCACCUUGGAAACCACGUAAUGUGGCUCACUGUGAUGAUGAAAGAAGCUGGGAAGUUUGAUCAUAUCCGUGGCAUUGCUUUGACAGGCUGGCAGAGAUAUGAUCAUUUCACAGUUCUGUGUGAGCUCUUGCCUGCUGCCAUACCAUCACUGGGCCUAUGUUUACAAACCAUUCACACAGGCUCAUUCACCUCCAAAGUCCAUGAAACAGUGUCCCAAGAUCUUCAGUGUACUGGCUUAUUACCCCUGAACCCUUUUCAGCUCCCAGCUGCACCUGAAUGUAGCUUCCCAGGUUGUGACAUUUACAUCCUCGGUAUUCAGUUGGUUCACUUGGAUGCACAGUUUGAGUGGAAAAUCCUGAGCCACUUCAGGUCUGAACAAGGUGAUCUAUGUAAGAUGAAUCUUCCCCCAGAGAGUGAGAAAAUGUCUGCUGUAUUAUCGGAAUGUGAAAGAUUGUUAAGUGCAUAUGAGGAAAUCCGGCAGAAGUUUGUGAAGUCCCUGGCUGAUGUCUUCUUCCCUCAUACCGUGGAGGAAUGGAUAAAUGUCCACGUUAUUGUCAAAAUUUUAAAGUUAAAAGACUUUCUGUAAUUAUACUACAUGAAAAUUGGCUGAUUGUGAAUAGAAUUGAUUUUACCGGUAUUUUACAUGUUGCAUUGAGCAAUUACUCAUUAGGCUACAUGUACAUUCAUAGUUGCCAUUUAUUGUGGUGGGUAGUUAAAAUUUAAAAGAUCCCAACUACAUGUAGCUUAGGUGAUUGUAGGACAGUGCAGUGGUUUUCAUAUGUGUGUAAACAUAUUGUAGGGGUUCUUGAGCACCUGUAUGUCAGAUUCAUGUGUAUAUUUUUUCAUGGAAAUGUCUCAUUGUCCCAAUAUUAAAACAAAUAUUUCUGUAAGUUAUAAUGAUAUUUGUGAUACAGUAACCAGACACUUGAUUCCUAGUCACUUAAAAAAAGUAAAAACAGUCAUUCUGUAGUUGACGUUCCAGAGAGAAACAACCACUUUAUAACUUAGCCUAAUGUUAUCCUCUGUGAUGCUGCUUGGUGCUAAUCACUGAGAGGUUAGAGCAAGGAAACAGGACUACUUGGCCGAGUGUCAGUGUAAUGUGCAUAAGGGUGUCAUGUCUGGUGUUUUCAGAAUGAUACUUCAGUGGCGGCAGCACUUCAGCAGCAUGAACUUGCCCCGCCACAAGAAGACACAGUAUAUGUAUGCAGACACCUAAUGACUCUUCCUCGUCAUGUGACUCUCGUUAAUUGUUAAGUAUGAUGUAAAACUCCAAGCGCACAUACACAAUGUACAUGUACAUACAUUAAUUUUUGAUAUAAUGAUAUUUGUUAGUCAGUUGUUGCUGUGAUGUGUUGCCAGGCUGAUAAUGUAAUGGUUUAUAUAGUAUGUUACUGGUUCUUACUGUUCUAUCAGCAGUAUUUAAUUCGCAGAUAACUGAAAGUUAUGACAGUGGUAAUAACUUAUUGAAAAUGCUUUCUGUAAGUUUCUAUGUCUCUUACGUUUAGACAUAUGCAGUAUCAUGGGCACUGUUUAUGUGGUUGUCCAUGUGCCUUAGUAUGUAAAAAUGGUGCGGCCAAAUAGAAUUUUCAGGAAGAACUACCUUUUUGCUGAAGAAAUGAACUUGAAAGUAACCAGUUAGACUUGACAUAAAGUACAACAGUUUGUAUAAUUUACAUUUAUAAUUAUUUUUUUGUGUCAAAUUGGAAUUCAAAUAUGACAGGCUUUAAUUUGUGUGUAAUAAAC